UCUCAACAAGCCUGGAUAUUCAAUGGCACUCUUCGUGACAAUAUUCUAUUUCACCGUCCUUAUGACCCAGAGCGUUAUUCUACGAUCCUAAAGGCUUGCGCACUUGAAUCUGAUAUUAAACUAUUACCUGAUGGAGAUCAAACGGAUAUAGGUGAUAAGGGUGUCAAUCUCUCUGGUGGUCAAAAACAGCGUGUUAGUAUUGCACGAGCCUGUUAUGCGGAGGCAGAUGUCUAUCUCUUUGACGAUCCAUUGGCUGCAGUUGAUGCUCAUGUAGCUACUCACCUCCUCACUCAUGUGUUCGGCCGAGGCGGUCUUCUGUGUGGCAAGACCCGUAUUAUAGCAACCCAUCACCCCAUCGCUAUUGCAGCUGCUGACAGAGUUGCUGUUCUAGAGUCUGGACGCCUGGUUGAAUUUGGUAGCUAUGCUUCUUUGACUGGACGUACUAGUCGAUUGAAUGACUUCUUGAAAAGUGAGGAGCUAAAGAAACGCCUUUUGUCUGAAAGUGAGGCUGUGUCUGAAUCCGUUGCUGCUCCUACUGAAAAAUUAGUCUGUCGAAGGCGUGGUACUUCAACAGAUUCUGCAAGGCCAAAUGUUAUGGUUGUGCCUUGCGAUCUUACCGAAUUGACUCCAAUGGAAGAAUCUGAGGAAUUAGGAACUGAAGUAGAUACGGAAGAAGAUAUUAAAUCAAUCUCUUCUACUGCUUCCGAUGAGGAGGAAUUUCAUUCUAAAGACAUCGCAUCUGAAGUAAAGGAGGAACCUCAUGAAAGACAGAAACCCUCGACUGAGGAGACUUCUGCGACUGGACGAGUGAAAUUCGCAGUGUUCUGGUUGUAUAUCUGCCAAGUAGGAGUAUGCUUUGUCAUAACGGGUGUAGUUAUGAUUCUACUCAAUCAGCUUUCUUGGUUGGGUAAUAAUUUGUGGCUAGCGGAUUGGUCGAAGGAGAAUGCAAACAGCGGCGCCGAUAAUUACACAGCCCCACAACCGAAGUUUGCAAUCGGAUUGCGUUUGGGCGUUUACAGUAUUAUUGGCUUGUCUCAAUUUAUGUUCACCCUGUUUUCGUGCUUGGCAUUGGCCAUCGGAAGUGCCCAUGCUUCCAAACGCCUUCACCACAAUCUUCUCUCUCGUAUUCUUCAUGUUCCGACUGGUUUCUUCGACCUUGUUCCUCAUGGUCGAAUCAUGAAUCGUUUCUCAAACGACGUAUCAAUCGCGGAUCACCACUUGAUGAUAUCAUUUCGUUCUAUGACCAAUACGUUAUUCGGUUGUUUGAUUACCUUUGCUCUCUCUGUUGUUCCCAGCCCCUACAUCCUCAUCUUCCUGGCUGUUCUCAUUGCCUUUUACGGCUUUAUGCAGGUCAUCUUCGUUGCAACUCGGAGACAAUUACAGCGUCUAGACUCUGUUAGCAAGUCGCCAAUUUUCUCUCAUUUUGCUGAGACGCUUCUUGGGACAGAAACUAUUCGAGCCUACGGACUGUGUGACCUCUUUGUAAGCACCAAUGAUGCUCGUAUUGAUGCAAAUAACCGCGCUUUGUACAGUGUCAUUACUGCCACUCGUUGGCUUUCAAUGAUGUUGGAGACAGUAGGUAACCUCUUGACCCUGGCGACAUCCAUGGCCUUCGUAACUGCAACACGUGAAGGUAGUCUGGAUCCGGGUCUAGCUGGUCUGGUCAUCUCCUACACUCUCAAUUUUACCCAAGGUCUCUCAUGGUUUGUGCGCAUGUCUGCGGAGUUGGAAACCAAUGUUGUCUCUGUGGAACGCAUACUCGAAUACUCAGAACUUGCCAUUGAGGCGCCUUGGAAAGUUCCAGAUAAACAACCUCCUCCACAAUGGCCUGAAGGGGGGAUCGAGUUCAUCAAUUAUAGUACUCGUUAUCGUGAAGAUUUGGACCUUGUUCUCAAAUCAAUUUCAGUCUCUAUUAAACCAAGUGAAAAAAUUGGAAUAGUUGGACGAACCGGUUCGGGCAAAUCUUCACUGGUUUUGGCUCUCUUCCGAAUCAUUGAACCGACGGGAGGAGAAAUACGUCUUGAUGGAAUUAAUAUCUCUGAGAUUGGUCUUCACGAUAUUCGAGGAAGAAUUACUCUUAUUCCACAGGUUCGUGAUAUUCACAAGAAAGUUUUCUUGGUAUUGAAUACAUCCAUAGCACUACCAGAUCAAUAA
This is a messenger RNA of Rodentolepis nana, 2154 nucleotides long. The record is from the annotation of a GenBank genome assembly. NCBI's taxonomy places the organism in Eukaryota, Metazoa, Platyhelminthes, Cestoda, Cyclophyllidea, Hymenolepididae.